Molecule: messenger RNA, 504 nt
Organism: Neltuma alba
Lineage: Eukaryota; Viridiplantae; Streptophyta; Magnoliopsida; Fabales; Fabaceae
Product: terpene synthase 10-like
Exons: 3
Coding region: 1-504 (167 amino acids)
Biological process (GO): terpenoid biosynthetic process
Molecular function (GO): terpene synthase activity; magnesium ion binding
Source: RefSeq, a predicted model, not a curated record
AUGGGAAUUGGAGGAAAAUUGAGCUUUUCAAGGGAUAGAAUCGUGGAGAGCUUCAUUUGGGCAGUUGGAUUUGCCGAGAAACCACGCUUUGGAUAUUAUAGAAGAUUGGCAACAAAAGUUAAUGCACUAGUAACUACCAUUGAUGAUAUUUAUCAUGUCUAUGGCAAAGUAGAAGAAUUAGAAGUUUUCACACAAUUCAUUGACAGAUGGGAUAUAAAUGCCAUUGAUUCUCUUCCAGUGUACAUGAAGAUAUGCUUCCUUGCGCUUUACAAUUUUGUCAAUGAAGUGGCUUUUGACAUCCUUAAAGAGAAAGGACACAACAUCAUUCCACACUUUAAGAAAGUGUGGGCUGACCUUUGUAAAUCAUAUUUGGUUGAGGCAAAAUGGUACCAUAGUGGCUAUCAUCCCAGCAUGCAUGAGUACUUAGAAAAUGCGCAGAUUUCAAUUGGUGGACUGUCACAUGUGUUCAUGCUUAUUUCGCACUUUCUAGUUCAAGACUUCUAG